Messenger RNA from Cladophialophora psammophila CBS 110553, 651 nucleotides. RefSeq lists its product as uncharacterized. The record is from RefSeq and is a predicted model, not a curated record. NCBI's taxonomy places the organism in Eukaryota, Fungi, Ascomycota, Eurotiomycetes, Chaetothyriales, Herpotrichiellaceae. The transcript has a single exon. The coding region runs from base 1 to 651 and encodes 216 amino acids.
AUGUCCGAUGCAUUCCAGACCGGUCGUCUGUCUGAUAAAAUGAAGGUCAUUUUGGCCUAUAUUAUUGCGAGAUCCGCCUGGGAGUUUUAUGACUCUGACUGGAUGUCCAGAUCAUGGACUGCUGAAGAUAUCCAUUUUAUGCAAGAGCUGGCGUGUGACAACGACGACGUCGAGCCUUUAAUUUUUAUCAAUCGACCAUACUUAGCCGUCCGACGGGAAGAUGCUAGCAUUAUUGAGAGCGAAACUAGCAGUGUUAUCGGGCAAAUUCACAGAUAUCCUCGAAUACUGGCCCUUGGAAUGAUGCUGAUUGAAAUCGGCACUGGCAGGCGAGCGAGGAGUCUUUUCAGCAAUUACCACGAAAACCUCAACUCCGAUUGGCAUUCUGCUCGGCAGUUUCUGUCUAAAACGGUCCCUUGGGACGGUUUUGACUACAGAGCGUUUUGGGAUGCCACGCGAAAUUGUGUGAACAACAAAUUGUUUCUCAAGGGGCCAAUAGCUCGCAUCGGUGGGCAUACAUUAGUCGACAUCGAAGCUAGGCGUCGGAUAAUCUUCGAAGACGUCGUAACACCACUGGGAGAUCUUCUUUCUGGCACGGGAUGGAUCCAUGAUAUCUGCACGGUCGGCUCGAUGAAGCCACCAUGGAUAAGGUAA